AUGGAGGCAGAAGCCACAGCGACGGCGUCGACCAAGCACGGCGAGGCCUCGAAGACGGCGGCGGGCCGCACCGUGGUGAUCGACACCAGCCGUGGCGGAGCGGUGAGCGGAGUGCUGUCCGUGGUCGACCUCAUCCCCCGCGUCGUGGCCGUCGACGUCGCCACCGCCGGAAGCGCCAUCGCCAUGGGCACCACCAACCAGAAGCUCCCGUUCUUGUUCACGCAGUUACUCCGGUUCAAGGCGCAGCACAGUGACCUACCGUCCUUAACGCUGUUCGUGCCGGCGAAUUCGAUCGUUGCGGCGUACCCGGUGGCUGACUGGCUGGUGCUGUCUAUCCCGCUCUCCGUCCUGCACGUCAUCAGGAGCAGGGCAAGACACAGCAGGCUUGUGCUGAUCUUCGUUGACACGGUAAUGAUGGCGAUGGUGACAGCGGCGGCGGCGGCGGCAGCGAUCGUGUACCUGGUGCACUGCUCAUGA
This is a messenger RNA of Oryza brachyantha (malo sina), 477 nucleotides long. RefSeq names its product casparian strip membrane protein 4-like. NCBI's taxonomy places the organism in Eukaryota, Viridiplantae, Streptophyta, Magnoliopsida, Poales, Poaceae. The record is from RefSeq and is a predicted model, not a curated record.